UUAAAAUGUUUAUAAAUGUUCAACCAUUUAAUGGAACAACCUUUAAAAUUGCUUCUAAUAGUUCUAGAUAUUAAACUUUAAUUAUCACUUACAAUAAAAUUAUAAAAAUUUAAGUAUUUAAUAUAAUUUAAAAGUAAACCAUGUCUAAGGCUGUAAGAAGAGCUGCUGGAUUUGUGAUUUAUAGAAAAAACUGUGAUGAAAUAGUUGAGUACUUACUUAUGCAAGCUUCUUAUGAAAAUCAUCAUUGGACUCCACCAAAAGGUCACUUAGAGGAAAAUGAAUCCAACAUGGAUGCAGCUAUUCGAGAAACUGAUGAAGAAGCUGGUAUUAAAGUGAAAGACCUUAGUGUUCAUCAUAAUUUCGAAAAAGUGUUGAAGUAUGACCCAAAAGAUAAACCAUUUUCCAAACAAGUCACUUAUUGGUUAGCUCGUUUAAUUAAUCCUGAUACACCAGUAGUGUUGUCUAAUGAACACCAGGAUUACAAAUGGUUGCCUCUUAUAGAAGCUAAAAAUUUGGCUGCUUAUCCUGAAAUGCAAGAAUUAUUGGAUGAUUGUGAAAAUUAUUUAGUUAAAACCAAUAUUAAAUAGAUAAUUAUAAGUGUUUUUAUUAUUGAUGAAUUAUAU
Molecule: messenger RNA, 623 nt
Organism: Melanaphis sacchari
Lineage: Eukaryota; Metazoa; Arthropoda; Insecta; Hemiptera; Aphididae
Gene: Apf
Product: bis(5'-nucleosyl)-tetraphosphatase [asymmetrical]
Exons: 3
Coding region: 141-587 (148 amino acids)
Biological process (GO): AMP biosynthetic process; ATP biosynthetic process
Molecular function (GO): bis(5'-nucleosyl)-tetraphosphatase (asymmetrical) activity
Source: RefSeq, a predicted model, not a curated record